CGUGUCGCGUUCCUCGGGGGGAUUCCUUGUAAUAUUAAUCCCCCCGCGCUUUUCCUAGGGUUUGUCUCCCCUCCUUUAUUUAUUUGUUUUUGUAUUUUUUUUUUUUUUGUCCACGAUGGAAUCUACCCCCCCUUUUGCAUUCAACAAACGUUUGUGUAUGUUGAGGGCCCGCAGGAGUUGAGCCUGUGACCGUUGUUCCUCGACGUCAUUGCGGGGAUGCCGGCCAGUGCCCGUUGGGUGCUGAGUCAGUACACCCCGCCUCUUUUAAGGACGCAUGGCUUCAGAAAGACCCAUCCACCUUCCUGGCAACGCUCUUUGCCCAGACCCCAUCCUUCACUGUCAACAAACCCAACUAUCCCCCAUCUAGUGACAAGUUUUCUGCACGAUGGUAGAAGCGUGGUACUACAAUACGACCGACCGUUCCGAUGGCCGCUACCCACACCAGUACACUCCCAACCGCCCCGUCCCGCUCUCACUCCUUGCAAAAAUGGGCAUCCAAAUUUCACGGAUAGAUGUAUCACUCCCCAACUACAUGCUCCACAUUGAUGAGAUUUGUACAGAGCGCGCCUACAAGCACCGAGAUGAAAUUACAAUCUCAAAAGAGCUGCUUCCUAAUUAUGAACAGUUGAUCAACAUGUUUUUCACGGAACACAUGCAUCCCGAUGAAGAGAUUCGGUUCGUUGUAGAAGGUUCUGGGUUCUUUGAUGUACGAAGUCCCAAUGAUGUUUGGAUCCGUAUCAAGGCUGGGCCGAGCGACUUGAUUGUCCUGCCUGCAGGCCUCUACCAUCGCUUUACCCUCGACGCUAGCAACUACAUCAGAUGUGUCCGUGUUUUCAAAGAGUUGACAGUUUGGACAUCCCUGAAUCGGUCUCCAGACACCGAUACCAACAGUCAUCGCAUUGCAUACCUGAAUAACUACGCCGAUGCCGGCCGAUACUUUCAGAAAGAAGCGUGCUUUUGCUGCUGCGAGGAAUAAUAAUCACCACAUAGGAUAAUCCUGGAGAAUAAGUUUCCAGAGAAUUAAAUGUUAUUAAAUAGUUUACAGUCAAGAAUCGUCAACGUAGAAGUAGUUAUUUUAUCAUCCGUAUAUACCCCGUUAUAUUGUCUUAAACUCCGUAGUUACAGAUCAUGUAUGAAUAUAAAAAAGUCAAUUCCUUCCUUAAACAUGGA
Molecule: messenger RNA, 1170 nt
Organism: Spizellomyces punctatus DAOM BR117
Lineage: Eukaryota; Fungi; Chytridiomycota; Chytridiomycetes; Spizellomycetales; Spizellomycetaceae
Exons: 3
Coding region: 386-976 (196 amino acids)
Molecular function (GO): acireductone dioxygenase [iron(II)-requiring] activity
Source: RefSeq, a predicted model, not a curated record